AUGUCGCAGGCACGACGUUUCCAAGACGAAUUGCCCCUGAUUCACAACUGUCCUGCCUUUAAUGAGCUACGCCUGGCUGAAGAACUCACAGAUGUCAUCAUAGAGGUAAACUUUCCUGCUUGUACUGUUCUGAAAGCGACCCUGGGCAUGGUAGGUUCAGGGAGGUGCUCAAAUCCAAGCGCACAAACUCAUUCUGGCAGCACGCCUUCCGGGUUUGCGAGCCUGCGACAAUGGCCCUCUUAG
Molecule: messenger RNA, 243 nt
Organism: Dibothriocephalus latus
Lineage: Eukaryota; Metazoa; Platyhelminthes; Cestoda; Diphyllobothriidea; Diphyllobothriidae
Source: the annotation of a GenBank genome assembly